Messenger RNA from Brenthis ino (lesser marbled fritillary), 807 nucleotides. The record is from the annotation of a GenBank genome assembly. Lineage: Eukaryota; Metazoa; Arthropoda; Insecta; Lepidoptera; Nymphalidae.
AUGUAUGCUAUGAAUAGAUAUCCAAAAAUGCCGAAAGUGGCAUGGGAGAUUUCGAAGAGCGAAGAUAGUCCAUUAGAUGUGAACAAUGCUAUUAAUAUGAAUAAUGUUAAUAAAAAUAACUAUAUUUUCACUAAUGAAGUUGUUUUCGGUAGAAAUAAACCAGAGAGAACAGAGUAUAUGAUACGUCAAUUAGCUGUCUACUAUCGACACAUCUGUGAGAUAAUUAGAACAUGGACCAGUUCAGACGGCCUCUUGAUGGCAUUAAUACUCAUAAGCCGUAUGUUUCAUUUGGUGCAACUUUUACACAGAUUAAUCAUGGGAUUGACUCAAAAUUCAGGAAUAUUUCUUAUAACUGAAGUAGGAGAUUUGUUCAUCAUAUGGGGGAAUUUACCAUUAAUGACUGGUACUGCGUUUGUCUUCUUUACGAAUUUGGCCCAAACCACUAAGUUUAUAAAUAUUGUAACACGAAGAGAGAUGAUAAUAAAAAUAAUUUCUAACAGCGAUAAAGAUCUAAGGUCAGAAAAAAGUAUCAGAGGGCGUAAUAUUAUAGAAAGGUACCCAUAUAACAUAAAUAAAUCUCCAGCAUAUGAACUAACGUACAUGCACCAGGUAUUCUCGACAUUCUCUGUUGCACUAUUGAAUGUGAGUAAGGAUACCCUGGUAACCACGCUUAUAGCACAGUGCAGAUGUCGCUUACGCUUAGUAGGACUUCCUCUUAGAACUCUCAACAAUAAUAGACGAUUUACUGAGGUCAUCCAAUAUCACGUUACAACGUCUACGUCUAGAAGUGGAGUAACUAGAUAUAAA